AUUCAUCAGACAGAACAGAAGAGGCGAAAAUACGGGCUCGGGCUGGGGCUGGGGAUGGGGCCGGGCCGCCUCUACAGUGAGACAGGACAGGCCGAGCUCGCUCUCAUGCUCAUGCUCAUGUUGUACUUGUGCUGGGUCGGUCGGGUCGGGUUGGAACUUGGAUAUGUUCCGAUGUGAUCCUCUUCUCGUCUCGUCUCUCUCGAACUCUCCUCCUUCUCAUCCCUCUUCUUCCCACAGACACAAACAAAAGAAGCAGUAGCAGGAGCUUCCAUGGUCAAAAUCAAUGGCUGCCAUCUCCAAGCUUAAUAUCCUCUCCCUCUCCUCCUCCUCCUUCCCGCCUCAAACCCUACUCCCUGUCCCAAAAUCCCACUUACCACACCUCUCUUUUGCCUCCGUCAAAAACAAAAGCCCGUUAAAUCUCCAUCUCGGGAUCCAACCCAUCACUCCUAUCAAAAUCAGCACCGAAGAAGAAGAGGAAGGCGGAACCCUACAAUUUCAGCGCUACGGCUACGAGGAAUCUGAUCCUUUAUCUGUGGCGUUUCCGUCAGUUGCGUUUUCAAACAGGCUCUUGUUUAGUUCGAGGACAUACAAUGUUGAGGUGACCGUGGGCGAGAGGGAGGCAGAAGAUAAGUUGAUUGGCAGGUUCCGGCGGGAGGUGCUGAAGGCUGGCGUCAUUCAGGAGUGUAAGCGUAGGAGGCACUUCGAAACCUCGCAGGAGCAGAGGAAGAGGAAGGUACGGGAGGCUGCCAAGCGGAAUCGGAUCCGGAGAAGCAAGCAGGCGGCCGCCAGCAUCAUCAACAAAUCAUCACCGGACUACUAAGGAGCACAGUGGUGGUAGUCCUCCUCGUUCAAAGGAGGAGAAGGAAGACGAUGAUAACUGGGAGGUGUAUGAUGUGGAUUUGCCUUAUCAUCGUGCUGCCAGUGCCGGCUGAUAUCGAACAAAUGACUCACUCAUGAUACUGAAUGAAUGAUUGAUUACCUGGUAGUUGCUCAUCUAUGUAUCCAUGUAUGUAUCUAUCGUAUGUAUGUAUCAUCGCUCACUCGCACUCACAGUAGUGCUUUUCAACUGA
This is a messenger RNA of Andrographis paniculata, 1070 nucleotides long. RefSeq names its product 30S ribosomal protein S21, chloroplastic-like. Gene Ontology annotation, cellular component: ribosome. The transcript has 2 exons. Gene Ontology annotation, molecular function: structural constituent of ribosome. The record is from RefSeq and is a predicted model, not a curated record. Bases 284 to 820 code for a protein of 178 amino acids. Gene Ontology annotation, biological process: translation. Lineage: Eukaryota; Viridiplantae; Streptophyta; Magnoliopsida; Lamiales; Acanthaceae.